Molecule: messenger RNA, 2436 nt
Organism: Cannabis sativa
Lineage: Eukaryota; Viridiplantae; Streptophyta; Magnoliopsida; Rosales; Cannabaceae
Product: protein phosphatase 1 regulatory inhibitor subunit PPP1R8 homolog
Exons: 3
Coding region: 475-1746 (423 amino acids)
Molecular function (GO): protein binding; mRNA binding
Source: RefSeq, a predicted model, not a curated record
GAUGUGGUCGUUCGAAGACAUACUGAUUGUUAAAUUUCGGCGAUUUGUCCCAUGUGACUUGGAAUAAGAAUUCUGCAGCACAUGGUUUGGCAAAGUAUGCCCUUCGGUUAGACGAUGAGCUAUCCUGAUUCGAGGAGGUGUCUCCGCCGAUUGUGGAUUGAUGCUUUGUUUAAUUAUGUGUAAUUUUGAUCACCGCGUCAAAAAAAAAAAAAAUUACAAAAGUACUCUUUUUUUUUUUUUUCUAAGGUUGAAGUAACCCUAAUGUGUUGAAAUGGGGGAGAAAUGAAGAGAGAGGUGAACAAAUAGGAAUAUCGAUAGAAUAGAGGACAUGAAGGCAAAGUCGAUAGGCGACAAGUGAGGAGUUUGUGGCUUUCUCCGUCGCCGACCUUCUUUUCUGGAAGAAGGUUUUACGGGCGGAACUUGGAGACGUUACUCAAUGGCAUUAGCUUAGCAUUAGACCGUAUCGUUUAAAGGAUGUACGGAAGAACGGGACUUGAUAGGUUCAAGAAAGCUCAGUCCUUGGAACCCUUUGCUGUAUCUGUCAGUGCUGGUUCGAAAUCCAAUUCCAGGCCUCAAACAAAACCGGUUUUGAAUUUGCAACAUCAGACUGCUCAACACCAAAAGCAAUCCCAUGUUUCUCAAAAACUAGGAUCAGGGCAGGAGGCAGCACCAUUGGUAGGACAGAGCCAGCCUGUGACCCAAGUUGGAGGAGGCCAGUCAACCUGGCAGCCACCUGAUUGGGCUAUUGAACCACGGGCUGGUGUCUAUUUUCUUGAGGUUAUGAAGGAUGGCGAAGUUCUUGAUCGCAUAAAUCUUGAUAGGCGGAGGCAUAUUUUUGGGAGGCAAUCCCCUGCCUGUGAUUUUGUGCUUGAUCAUCAAUCAGUUUCACGCCAGCAUGCUGCUGUGAUUCCUCACAAGAAUGGAAGCAUAUAUGUAAUCGAUUUGGGGUCUGCACAUGGUACUUUUGUGGCAAAUGAGAGGCUGACUAAAGAUAAUCCUGUUGAGCUUGAGGUGGGGCAGUCUCUAAGAUUUGCUGCAUCAACUAGAAUUUAUAUUUUGAGAAAGAAUAAUGCUGCUCUUUUCCCUCGUCCUCCACUAUCGACAGAGAUUAACCUACCACCCCCUCCUGAUCCGUCUGAUGAUGAAGCUGUUUUAGCCUAUAAUACACUUCUAAAUCGCUAUGGUAUUAGCAAGGCUGACACGUUGCCUAAAUCCAGUGUGACUGGUAGCUCAGCAGGUGGAACAGAUGGCAGCCAGAACUUAGAGAGAGCUGCUAAGAGAAUUAAAAAGGCCAGAGUUGUUUUUAGAGAUCAGGUUGGGGGAGAACUUGUUGAAGUUGUUGGGGUUUCAGAUGGUGCUGAUGUAGAAACAGAACCUGGUCCAAUAGGUGUAAAAGAAGGAAGUCUUGUUGGAAAAUAUGAAUCCCUUGUACAGAUAACCCUUAUACCCAAAGGGAAGGAGCAAAACUUUGCAAAAGAAGAUAAUUCCCAAAGAGGCGUGACAGGUAAACUACAGGAGGUUUUAAAUAAGGUAAAAACUGCUCCAAAAAGUGGGAUUUAUGAUGAUCUUUAUGGAGAAUCCUUUGCUGGAAAAGUUGGUUCUUCUUGGGCAUAUUCAUCUGUUAGUUCCAGUGGUAGACCAGCUUCUCCAACUAAGGGUGCUGCAGAAAAAUCAUCAAGUGUUAAACCUGGUGCUAACUCAAGCCAUGAUGAUGAUGAUGAUGAUGAUGAUUUAUUUGGGGAUUGAUUAGACCCAAUUGCACUGCUUAUGGGUAAUUUUGAUUUGUUAGCCAGAUUUAUAUACUUGCAGGUUGAGUAGCUGCAAUCUGUGGAUACUGUGAGCGUGGCAUACUUAUCUCAAGGGAAGAAUGUGCUUGCAACUGGGACGAGUUGUCUUUGGCUUUGUACCCUCCAUCUGUUAUUCUAACUUAAUUUAACAGAUGAAAUAGAAUGGAGUUGUGCUGUUGCCUUGUUUAUUCUAGUAAACCUGCUUCUUUCUGUAAUUGCAUUGACAAACUUGUGCUAGUCUAGUUAUGAGGAGGCUUACGGCUUGAUAUACAACUAAUAUCUUGGUGGCCUUUUGAGCAGCAGCAUCGGUUAUGAUUUCGAACUUAUGAGGUGAUUGGUUUCAGUAAUCUCCUUGCUUCUUACUUUGGUUGAAGCUGCUCGAUUUGAAGGACAGCAGCUGCUCUCCACUCCAGUGUUAUAUUUUAUUCAAGAAUCAUUGCCCCCAUUUCGUAGACAUUUGUUCCUUGAUUUUUUUGGGACAUUUUUGUGUUUGUCGAAAUCAGGUUAAAGAAUAUGCUUGCAUUAGAUGAUCAUCUUUCCUAGGUUUGACAUAACAUGAGAAAAUGUAUAGGCAAUUCACAUGAGAAAGUCAACCAAGUUAUAAGGUCAAAAUCGAAAAUAAAAUUAUCAACCAGGCAUUGUAUUUUCA